GUCGCCAAGUUUAUCGGCUCUCCGCCUGGCUAUGUGGGCCAUGAAGAGGGCGGACAGCUCACCAAAAAGCUGAGGCAGUGUCCAAACGCUGUGGUGCUCUUCGACGAGGUUGACAAAGCCCACCCAGAUGUCCUCACCAUCAUGCUGCAGCUGUUCGAUGAGGGCAGACUGACGGAUGGGAAGGGGAAAACUAUUGACUGCAAGGAUGCCAUCUUCAUCAUGACCUCCAACGUGGCAAGCGAUGAGAUCGCCCAGCACGCUCUGCAGCUCCGACAAGAGGCCAUGGAGAUGAGCAAGAAAAGGAUCGCAGAAAACUUAGAGGAUGUCCAGACGACCGACAAGAUAACCAUCUCCAAGCAGUUCAAGGAAAAGGUUAUUCGCCCCAUCUUGAAGGCUCAUUUCAGACGAGACGAGUUCCUGGGCAGGAUCAACGAGAUUGUCUAUUUUCUCCCUUUUUGCCACUCGGAGCUCAUCCAGCUUGUCAACAAGGAGCUGAAUUUUUGGGCCAAGAAGGCCAAGGCGAGGCACAACAUCACCCUGCUCUGGGACAGGGAGGUCAUGGACGUGCUGGCCGACGGCUACAACUUGCACUACGGCGCCCGGUCUAUCAAACACGAGGUAGAAAGGAGAGCUGCCCGGGAGGCUGCUCUCCAGCUGGCAGCUGCCUACGAGCAGGACCUGCUGCCGAGGGGCUGCACCUUGCGGAUCACGGUGGAGGACUCGGACAAGCAGCUGCUAAAAACCAAGGACGACAGCUCUUCCCCUGGAGAGGAGAGGAAGAAGACGCCGACCCUGCGGUUGGAGAUCGUGGAGAAAGACAGCAAAUCCCGAAAACUGGACAUCCAA
Molecule: messenger RNA, 846 nt
Organism: Fulmarus glacialis (Northern fulmar)
Lineage: Eukaryota; Metazoa; Chordata; Aves; Procellariiformes; Procellariidae
Gene: CLPB
Product: ClpB caseinolytic peptidase B homolog (E. coli)
Exons: 6
Biological process (GO): cellular response to heat
Cellular component (GO): cytoplasm; mitochondrion
Molecular function (GO): ATP hydrolysis activity; ATP binding
Source: RefSeq, a predicted model, not a curated record